AACGAGCGGUUGCAUUAUUUGAAACAGUUCCUGCUCAAGGUCUUCAGAAUUGAGGGUUAUGUUUACAAGGAGUUAUAAUAUUAUGUACAGCUAGUCAUUAACUCUACGUAACUCUUGUGCAUAUUUAUAAAGCUUCUAAGUGCGAUAUAUUCAUUUAGGCAAGAUGGCUGAUGGUGAUUCAAAUCCCAUUUAUCACUAUCAAGAUCCCAAGACAUCAUGUCCAAAAAUGCAUGCCUUUGGCAUGCAGAAUCCAAUGAAGGCUGUUGUAUAUAAAAGCAAUUACUCAGAAACUCGAAAACCAGCAAAUCCUAGAAAAUUCAGAUAUACUAAUGAUAAUAACAGACUGUCAAGAGAACAAAGAUUGUUUUAUGAAGAGAAUGGGUUUAUUGUCAUACCAAAGCUUGUAUCUUUGGAUUACUUGGAAAUAUAUAAACAGCGUUUUCAGGACAUCUGUGAAGGAAAAGUUCAUGUGCCUGGAUUAACUGUUAUGAAAGAUGUAGCAUUUAAUAAAGAUAGACCUAGUGAACACAUCAUCAACAAGAUUCAAGAUUAUAUAUAUGAUGAUGUGCUGUUUGAGUACUGCAGACUGCCUCAGAUUCUCGAUUAUGUGAUGUGCUUUUGUGGUCCUAACAUUAAAGCUAUGCACACCAUGCUGAUAAAUAAACCUCCUGAUGCAGGUACUUUAACUUCACGCCAUCCUCUUCAUCAAGACUUGCAUUAUUUUCCUUUUCGACCGGCUGAUAAGAUAGUAUGCUCUUGGACUGCUUUGGAGAAGGUGAAUCGCGCAAAUGGAUGUUUAGUUGCUAUUCCUGGUAGUCAUAAAGGAGAUUUAUUAGACCACGGAUAUCCAGAUUGGGAGAGUGGAGUGAAUAAAAUGUAUCAUGGAAUUUUGGACCUAAAAGAAAAUGAAAUGGCUAAAAGAGUGCAUUUGGAAAUGGAACCUGGAGAUACUGUAUUUUUUCAUCCACUAUUAAUUCAUGGUUCAGGAGCAAACAGAACAGAUGGUUUCAGAAAGGCCAUAUCUUGUCAUUAUGCAUCGGCAGAUUGUUACUAUAUUGAUGUCGCUGGAACUACUCAAGAAAAUAUAGCCCAUGAAAUUCUAGAUAUUGCAAAAAAGAAAGGUUUCAUGGUGGAUAAUGUAAAGUAUAUCUGGCAAAUACGAGGACGUUUAGUUCGUGGUGUUGAGUCUUCUUUGUGAUGCAUGAUCUUCACUAAAAUAUCUGAUGGAUCAAGUAAACAUUUCACUACUGUAGAGCAGUUAGUGAAUGUCAAAAAAUGAAUGUAUCAAACAUCCUUACAUUGUUUGUUUUUGAUUCUUUUAAAUAUUUUUCCAACAUUUUGUUUUAAAAAUGUGGUUUUUAAACAAGUUUUUCUAAAUAUAUGUUGGAGAUGAAGAUGUUAGAGCUAUUUAGUUCAUACUAUGAAAUUUGAAUUAAUUUGUUAACGAUGAAAAUAAUUUUUUUUAGUUUUAUGUUUUUAAUUUUAUAGGAUUAUGUGCUGUGUGAGUUAUGUUUGAUAUUCUCACUGCUUCGAAGAUUUAUCAUAGGAAUUUUCAGUUAUUUUCAUAAUUCUCAUUGCUCUUAAAGUAUAUCCAUUGAUUGCCAUUUUUGUCAUAUUUAUGAUUAUAUUUUGUUUGGUUAAUGCAAUUUAUGUACGAAAUUAAUAGUUUUGAUGUUGUUUCUUUGUUGCAUAGUUCAAUUCUGAUUAUUUAGGAUCAUUUGCAGUUUUCAAAGUUCCCUGUUGAAAUAUAUAUAUAUGGUUGUUUUGCGUUUGUUAAGUUUAAAAUUUGUCCCGAUAUGUAUAAAUAUAUAAUAUCUGUACUGAGGUAUUUUUAGGUACAGUGCCUUUGUAUUAGAUGAAAUUUUUUCUAUAGUGUUCUCAACUGAAAAAAGUAUGAUGUCUUUUACAGCUUAAGACAAGAAAAUGUUUUAAGAAUUGAAGAAAGCAAAAUUGUAAAUAUAAACUAGGAGAUAAAGUGACAAAUUAGACUUCUUAUUAAAAUUUUACUUUUUUAAAGCUGACCUUAUCUUUUGCAAUACAAAGAUCAUUAUUUUUAU
Messenger RNA from Argiope bruennichi, 2057 nucleotides. RefSeq names its product phytanoyl-CoA dioxygenase, peroxisomal-like. Gene Ontology annotation, biological process: fatty acid alpha-oxidation. The record is from RefSeq and is a predicted model, not a curated record. The transcript has 9 exons. Gene Ontology annotation, molecular function: phytanoyl-CoA dioxygenase activity. The coding region runs from base 164 to 1198 and encodes 344 amino acids. NCBI's taxonomy places the organism in Eukaryota, Metazoa, Arthropoda, Arachnida, Araneae, Araneidae.